GGCCGCUCGGGCAGGAUGGCGGCGGCGGCAGCCGCGGGUCCCGGCGCGGGCGCGGGGGUCCCGGGCGGGGGGGGCGGCGGCGGGGCGCGCGAGGGUGCGCGCGUGGCGGCGCUGUGUCUACUGUGGUACGCGCUGAGCGCGGGCGGCAACGUGGUCAACAAGGUGAUCCUGAGCGCCUUCCCGUUCCCGGUCACCGUGUCGCUGUGCCACAUCCUAGCGCUGUGCGCCGGGCUGCCGCCGCUGCUCCGCGCCUGGCACGUACCGCCCGCGCCGCCCGUGUCGGGCCCCGGACCUGGUCCGCACCCGGCGUCCGGCCCGUUGCUGCCUCCGCGCUUCUACCCGCGCUACGUGCUGCCGCUCGCCUUCGGCAAGUACUUCGCAUCGGUGUCGGCGCACGUCAGCAUCUGGAAGGUGCCAGUGUCCUACGCGCACACCGUCAAGGCCACCAUGCCCAUCUGGGUGGUCCUCCUGUCCCGGAUCAUCAUGAAGGAAAAACAGAGCACCAAGGUGUACCUGUCACUGGUCCCCAUCAUCAGCGGAGUCCUGCUAGCCACUGUCACAGAACUGUCCUUCGAUGUAUGGGGACUGAUCAGCGCCCUGGCAGCCACGUUGUGCUUCUCCCUUCAGAACAUAUUCUCCAAAAAGGUGUUGAGGGACUCAAGAAUCCACCACCUGCGGCUGCUCAACAUCCUGGGCUGCCAUGCAGUGUUCUUCAUGAUCCCCACAUGGGUUCUAGUGGACCUCUCCACCUUCCUGGUUAGCAGCGACCUGGCCUAUGUGUCUCAGUGGCCCUGGACACUGCUGCUCUUAGCAGUCAGCGGAUUCUGCAACUUUGCACAGAAUGUCAUCGCCUUUAGCAUCCUCAAUCUCAUCAGUCCACUCAGCUACUCAGUGGCUAAUGCCACCAAGAGGAUAAUGGUCAUCACUGUGUCCCUCAUCAUGCUACGCAAUCCAGUGACCAGCACCAAUGUGCUGGGCAUGAUGACUGCCAUUCUUGGUGUCUUUCUGUACAACAAGACCAAGUACGAUGCAAACCAGCAGGCUCGGCGACACCUCCUCCCUGUAUCUACGUCCGACCUGAGCAGCAGAGAGCACCUACGAAGCCCAAUGGAGAAGCCCCACAAUGGUGCACUGUUCCCCCAGCAAGGUGACUUCCAGUACCGAAACAUUCUCCUCACAGACCACUUCCACUACGGCCGCCAGAGCCAUCCAAACUCCUAUGCUCUCAGCCGCCAUGAUGUGUAGGGGCCCACCAGGCCAAGCUUCCUGCACCACCUCCCCAAGCCCAACAGCCUGGCUGAGCACAUGGCAAGCCAGCAGGGGGGACCCUGGAUCCUGAUCCUCCAUCAACAUGGAGAGCCACAGACACUGGGCAGAGAGAAAGCCACAGAGAAAUACUGGUUCACACUUCUGCUCAGAGACCACACUCUUCUGCAUUGGUACACAGGGGUGCCCCCAGUGUACUACCAAAGUCUGGUCUGAACUUGUGAUGACGACAAGGGACCCACUCUGCAGAACUGGCAUUGCUAUGGCUGCAGUCCUGGAAGCCAGCAGGAGGUGGGAUCUAGGCCAUAAAGGAGAAGACAGCAGGGUUGUAGCCCAGAGGUAUGGAGGGCUACACAGGUACUAUUACCUAUCUCUGGCAACAGAGCUCCAAGAUGCCCCAAGGGAGUUGGCCACUUGGAACUAGCACUGACCUGAGGCAAACUUACAGUGAACAUUGGUUCAUCAACCAUUGGUGUGACUUUUCUCUGCCUUGUGGGUACCAGAGCAGGACACACCCCUCCACUCUGGACCUGAGUAGCCCUUGGACUCUAAAAGAUAUGGCUAGUGUUAACCUUGAUUGUGUCUCUAUCCUUCUGAUGCCACAGAAGGCCAGUGAUGGUGAUAGCAAUAUCCCCAGGACCUUGAGUUUCUCUGGGAAGCAUCUUGUUGAAGUCUAGGUCCUGGCAGAUACUGCACCAGGGCUAGCCAACUGGUAGAAACCAUCUUGACUCAUUUCAAAACAUGGAACAUUUAUUGCUAGAGCAGUCCCUUGGAGCUCAGUGGUAGCAGGCAAUGCUGAAGGGUCCUAAAACUACAGCUAGAGUAGCAGAAGGUGGAAUUCAUACUCCAAAUACAGCAUCACUUGUCAAUGAGGAAACAGUAUGUGGGUCAGGAUCAGGACUAUGUCCCAGUGGAUGGGACAGCAGGCAAGUCUUAGUUUUAUAGUUAAGAGUCAGUUUGAGGCUGGGUUGGUAGAGUGCCUGCCUCACAUGUAUGGUCAGUGGCUUCUGUCCUCAGCAUCACAGAAAGUAACAUAGUAGUACAGGCCUGCCUUCCGAGCACUCUUGGAAGCAAGGUCAGGGUCCUCAGCUACAUUGUGAGUUCCAGACCAACCUGGGCUACUUGAGAGCCUAUCUCAAGAGAAAGAUCAGUUUUAGGGACGUGAUAUUAUGGUACACAUCCAGGGGCUGAGCCAGAAGGAUGGCCAUGAGUUUGAAGCCAAUCCGGGCUACAUGAUGAGGCUAUCUCAAAAACAAAAAGUUUGGGGUGCCAUCCUAGUGGCCUACACUUAUGGUCCUAGCUACUCAGGAAGUCAGAGCAGGAGACUCUCCCAAGCCUGUGAGUUCAAGGCCAGUGUGGCAACACAGGAGAAUCUGUUAGUAAGCAGAAGUGUGGGUUCUGGUGUGGGCACAACAGUUAAAUGCUAGGACCCAAGGAUUGUAACAUGUCUUCUUUGGCAGCAGGGGUAUUAGCUGCUGGGUAUCUAUGUGUUUUGAGUUUUGCUUGUUUGUUUUUUGACACAGGGUCUCACAAUAUAGACCAUGCUGGUCUCAGAUCUACCUGUCCCUGCCUCUUGAGUGCUGGGAUUAAAAACGUCAUACCAUGCUCACCUUGAGACAUCCUCACUAAGGCUCCCAGACUGAACUUCAACUAUUAAUUAGCAUUUUUUCUUAGCAUUCUUUGUGCCUCUGUCUCCAUCUCUAAGCACUGAGAUGACAAGUGUGUCAUGGUGCCCCAGUUCUUAACUCCUGGUUUCUUGCCCUUUGCCCUUUGCCCUUUGCCUUUGAUUAAUUGGAAUUUUGUGUCUAAGGUUGAGUUCAUUGGCAAUGCCAGCCUUGGGGCUGCUUGCCAGUUUGCAGAUGUUCAGAGCCCACCAUGGCAGUGGGAAGGAGUACCUUGGUAAGGUGGUCUGGUGGGUCUCCUCGCUGGGGAAGGAAGGCACUGAGACACCUUGCACUACAGGGUCUCUCUGGGUGUCCCUGGCUGUGCUGAACUCAGAAUGAAUUAUGUCUUUUUGGAUUUCUAUGAUGUUGCUGUAAUAUGUAUAUUAAUGCAUUUUUCCUUUUCCAAUGUGAGGUUUGCCAGGGAGGGAAAGGCCCAUCUUACUUUUCUUAUGGUUUAUAAAUUAAUAAAUGGGAUAUUUAAUUCUGUUCAUAGGUUUGCAGCAGGUGUGAAACCUGAGAUGGAUGAGACAAUCAAGUAGGCCAGAUGGCUGCAGCUGAGUGGGUGCAAAACUCCUGGUACGCAUGAAACCCUGGGCGUCAUCCUCAGCACCACAGAAAUGGGUGGUGGGUGGUGGGUGGUGCACACCUGUUACCCAACAGUCAGGAGGCUGGGGCAGUUAACAGCAGGAGUUCAUGGUCAUCUCUGGCUACACAGAGUUUGAAGUCAGCCUGGGCUACAUGAGACAAAACAGACUUGAUCCAGAGUUUACCUUGAUUCAUUUAAAAUGGUGUUAGCCCUCUGUCUUGUGCCACCAUCCCCCCUCAUGUUCAUCUCUCCAGUUUUACCUCAUCCCAGUUCUCUAUUGGGGUUCAUAUUAGAGAGUUUAGGUUGCUCUCUCCAUAUACCCUUUGAAAUGGCCUGGCCAAAACUUAUCCUGACACCACCCAACUCCAACUCCUUCAUUUUACAGAAGGUGAAACAGUCUUAGAAUAGUUUUGAAUGUCUGUUCACUAUUAGAAUUCUCAGGGUAGGACUUCUUUUAGUUAUUUAUUUCUUUGAGAUGAUAUCUACCUGUAUAGUCCAGGCUGGCUGAGGAUAGAAAGUAGUCCUGUCAUACCCAGCACCGUAUUUUAUACCUUUUAUUCUGGGGAAGGAGAUGAGCCAGAUGGAUUGAAUCAGGGAAGUACUUGAGACUCAAUUUCCUUGUGUGUUGGGAAGACUCUGGGCAGUUAGCUUUUCAUAACCAGACUCCAAGCUCAAAACCUCAGGGUCUGAAAUGGGAAACUGUCGUGUUCCUGUUUUCCAUUGUUGUCAUCCUGAGGCUCCAGUGUCAGACUGCUCUGUGGGAAUAGCUGUGUUCUUGGUUGGUAUUCACCAAAAAUAAAUGAUGGUCUCCAGGGA
Phodopus roborovskii (desert hamster) is the source of this 4332-nucleotide messenger RNA. It is a transcript of the gene Slc35e1, whose product is annotated as solute carrier family 35 member E1. The transcript has 6 exons. Lineage: Eukaryota; Metazoa; Chordata; Mammalia; Rodentia; Cricetidae. The record is from RefSeq and is a predicted model, not a curated record. Gene Ontology annotation, cellular component: Golgi apparatus. Bases 16 to 1245 code for a protein of 409 amino acids. Gene Ontology annotation, molecular function: antiporter activity.